CUCCAUAAUACAAUUUGAAAAAAAAAAAAAAAAAGGUCCAAUUAAUGCAAUUGGAACAAUCUCAGCUCAAAUAGUGGUAGUAUCACUGAAGCUCUCCGUGAGCGAGUCUCAUGCUUAGUGAGGAUUGAGGAAUUAGCAAAUUGUAGUAAUAGUAGUGCUUCAAGUAAACUUUUUUGCUCCAAUUCAUGAUGUGAAAACUGCAAGAUAUGCUGGGAAAUCCUGUUAUUCAAUACAAAUCUGGUGAUGUUUUACAGUUCUCUAUUCGUUCCGCUCGCAUAUGCUACCACCUCCAAGUGGGUACAAGAAGCAAAUUGAGGGGAUGGGAUCAGAAUAUUAGCUGCUCCCUUUUUCUCAAGCCUCGUCUUGAUUGCGUCCGUACAAGACCUCUAGUUCGGUUCAAGGUACGUGCAGUUGCUGAAGAAACUGACCAGCCAAAGUGGUGGGAAAAAAAUGCUGGAGCAAAUAUGGUUGACAUUCAUUCAACACAAGAAUUUGUUGAUGCUUUAAGUCAAGCUGGAGAUAGCUUAGUGAUCGUUGACUUCUAUGGCACGUGGUGUGCCUCUUGUCGAGCAUUAUUCCCCAAACUCUGCAAAAUAGCUGAAGAACAUCCAGAGGUUCUCUUUCUCAAGGUAAACUUUGAUGAGAACAAGGGUUUGUGCAAAAGUUUGAAUAUAAAGGUCCUUCCAUAUUUCCACUUCUAUCGAGGAGCUGAUCGCCUGGUUGAAUCGUUUUCUUGUUCUCUGGCUAAGAUUCAAAAAUUAAAAGAUGCAAUUGCUACCCACAACCCAACCUGGUCAGGAGGGAAGUAUUCCUAAGGUCUGGCACUCCUUGCAAAGUACUCCUAAGAUUAUGCUGAGAGAUGUCUCAACCUUCCUCGAGUAUCUGCUUGGAUCAGGAGAUGAUCAAAGGUUGGCAUCCUCACCCUCUGUAUUGGUAUAGCAGUUUUUUAGCCAGUCCAAUUGGGUGUGCUAAAUCUUUGCUUCCUCUAUAAGAAUUCUUCCAAAACCACUCAUAUUUCUUGUAAAGUAACAGUUGAUAGUUCACAAAUUACCUCAAAAUUGACUGGUGGAAAAGGUUGUAAAGAUGAAUGUUUGAAAAAAGAAAAGGUUCCAUUCAGUAGUUUUUCUGUAGUGUUGGUGUUUUAGGUGAAUUUUACAGUAACUUUACUGGACUUUCGCAUUUGAUCAAGUACUUAAAGUUGUAGUUUUUUUUUUCACAUUUAAUCAAGCACUUCUUAUUUUCAA
Messenger RNA from Coffea eugenioides, 1244 nucleotides. Its product is annotated as thioredoxin-like 2, chloroplastic. NCBI's taxonomy places the organism in Eukaryota, Viridiplantae, Streptophyta, Magnoliopsida, Gentianales, Rubiaceae. The transcript is spliced from 4 exons. The record is from RefSeq and is a predicted model, not a curated record. Gene Ontology annotation, biological process: cell redox homeostasis. Bases 207 to 815 code for a protein of 202 amino acids.